Molecule: messenger RNA, 1586 nt
Organism: Eremomyces bilateralis CBS 781.70
Lineage: Eukaryota; Fungi; Ascomycota; Dothideomycetes; Eremomycetales; Eremomycetaceae
Exons: 2
Coding region: 109-1434 (441 amino acids)
Source: RefSeq, a predicted model, not a curated record
AGAGUACACAGCCUUCACACAUCUCGAUACCAGAAUUCUUCAUUAAUUAUAAGGAUCAACUUCUUGCCUGCUUCGACUGCCUUAUAUCUCAACAAAUUGACUGCCGCAAUGGCAGAACUUAUAGGGCUGAGUUCCGGGCUGCUGACUUUGUCUAUCUUUGCCUUCAAAAGCAGCAUCGCCCUUGUCAAGACGGUCCAGAGUUUUCAAUCUCAUCCUAAACAAGUCCGCGAUCUCAAAGAAGAGCUUGAGGCCUUAACUGAGGUGCUGCGCUCGCUCACCGAGACAGUCAGUGCCACUACUGACGUAGACUUCUCUGCUCUCGAUCAUCCCUUGCUGCGAUGCGGCAAUGCUUGUAGAGAGUUCGAGCAGGAAAUUAUGAAAUGUUCGUCGCGGUCCGGUGGUAAUCGGACGAGCUUUCGAGACUGGGCCAAGUUAAAGUAUAUGGGUGAUGACAUCGACGGUUUCAGGCGACUGCUGGCGGGAUAUAAGUCUACCAUUAUUAUUGCGCUCACGGACGCAAGUCUUCGCAAGUCCUCAGUCACUACCGAAAGCCUUGACGCGUAUCGGGACCUUAUCGAAACUGUUACUGAUGAUCUGGAGACUCAUCUUCGAAGCAUCGAUGAAAAACUCGAAACCAUAUUUGGGCACACAGUGACCGAGUCCGGCUCAGAUGAAACGGAACUGCGACGCAUAAAGGAGGAGCAGAUGAGCACGCAGAAAUGCCUUCAAAUCUGUGCCCGGUUGUCCGAUCACAUUGAUCAGAUUCAGCUCACACCCGAGAGUGAUAGCAGUUCUCCUGGGCACAUAGAUCCAGGUGCUGUACCUGAAAGGCUCACCAUGGAUGGCCUGCAGGAAUGCAAGAAUAGCCUUGCUCUCACUGCAGCAAAGUUGGAAGACCAUAUGAAAAAUCUAAUCGACCGAUUGGUGGCAAAAUCGAAGGCAGCGACGACCUCCGAAGAGGAUCUUGCGGAUCUUGCAAGGCUGCGGGAGGAGUGGGAUACCGCCCGCCAGUGCCGGGAUAUCUGCUCCAAAGCAGACAUCCACUUGAAGAAAAAUAUCAGCACCAUUGACAACUACGCCACGGGAGAUGCGGUACAGUUUAUGGUUUCGACUGAUGGUAAGACUCUUCAUGGUACUAAUCGAGGACUUGGGUGGAGAACGAGGCAGGUCGGAGGCCACCUCAGUGAUGCCACCGUCCAAAAGAUAUCACGGGACUUUUCAAGCAUUAGCUUCCAGAACACCGGGAGCGAGAGCUCGUCUUCGCGAGGCAAUACACCAUCCGUCCCUGAUGAUGGGAUAGAGCACAAACCUGACUCACAAUACCGGGAACGGUAUGGGCGAAGUUAUAAGCUCACAUCUAGUACUACUGCGGAAAUUCCCAUUUCUUCUACUGGGUCGGCAGUGGGCAGGCUCAGUAGCUCACCGAAGAGAUAGAAGCCGCAUGGCCUGCUGUUGACGAUAGAGGCUCGAUUGCUCUACAAUUUCAUUUUGACACUGGCAACUCUAAUUCAAAUAUUUUGGAAAGCAAUAGCAUGAAUUCAAUUGCUCUCGUCAAUAGCUGAUUCCCCCGCAGUCCCCACCUCGUG